This is a messenger RNA of Nothobranchius furzeri (turquoise killifish), 2678 nucleotides long. RefSeq names its product solute carrier family 17 member 5 (gene slc17a5). Lineage: Eukaryota; Metazoa; Chordata; Actinopteri; Cyprinodontiformes; Nothobranchiidae. Gene Ontology annotation, biological process: transmembrane transport; monoatomic anion transport. The record is from RefSeq and is a predicted model, not a curated record. Gene Ontology annotation, cellular component: membrane. Gene Ontology annotation, molecular function: transmembrane transporter activity.
GACUGGAUUGUUGGUGUCUCGCGUUCAGCUGAUUCAGACUUCACUCAGUGAUGUGCAACCGUUUCGUGCGGUUGGUUGGGUGUUUGUGAUGUUUUAAACGCUUUAUAGUAACUUUCCGCACAAAAAUAAAGGGAAUGGACUGUUACGGCUCUGACACGGAGAAGGAUGAGCAGCAGAAGCCGCUGCUUCGAGAACACGAAGACAAAGUCCGCAAAGCCCCUGUGUGUGGUUCCUCGCGCUAUGGCCUGGCGCUGCUCUCUAGCUACGGCUUCUUUGUGGUCUACUCCUUGAGGGUGAACCUUAGCGUGGCAAUGGUGGAAAUGCUCAACAGCACCCACCAGUCCAGUGCAAACCACAGUGGCACAGUGUGUCCCAUUCAUUAUGACCCUUCACAACCCAAACACAACAACACGGCCAGUGUGUACAACUGGAACACCAAGACUCAGGGCUGGAUCCUGGGAUCCUUUUUCUACGGCUACAUCCUCACGCAGAUCCCCGGUGGCUACCUGGCCGGACGCUUUGGACCCAAGUGGCUGAUGGGUUUUGGAAUUCUGCUAACUGUAAUUUUCACGCUGCUUACCCCUGUGGCUGCUGAUCUGGGUUCAGGGUAUCUCAUUGCUGUGAGAGUAAUGGAAGGAAUUGGAGAGGGUGUCACUUUUCCAGCAAUGUACACCAUGUGGGCGGCGUGGGCCCCUCCACUGGAGAGGAGCCGUCUGCUCACCAUUUCAUACAUUGGAGCCCAGCUGGGGACGGUCAUAGCUCUCCCUCUGUCUGGGGAAAUCUGCUUCUACCUGGACUGGACCUACAUCUUCUACAUAUUUGGUGCUGUUGGUUUGGUGUGGUUUGUCCUGUGGGCUUUUCUCGUCUUUGACAGUCCAAACACUCAUCCACGGAUCUCAGAGCUGGAGAGACUUUACAUCAACACUUCACUCAAAGACGAGCUGUGCACAUCAUCAGGCUACAUCCCCUGGCGAGCCAUUGUGACAUCCAAGCCGCUGUUGGCCAUCAUUGUGGCUCACUUCUCCUACAACUGGACCUUCUACACACUUCUCACUCUGCUUCCUACUUACAUGAAUGAUGUGCUGGGAUUCAGCAUUCAGCAGAAUGGAUUUCUGUCUGCUCUGCCGUAUGUUGGUUGUGCCAUACUGGCUGUUGUGAGCGGUCAAGUUGCUGAUUAUCUUCGAGAGUCUUGUUUCUACCCAACAGUCGUGGUCAGGAAGGCUUUCUCUCUCAUUGGAAUGAUCGGGCCAGCAGGAUUCCUGGUGGCAACAGGGUACACAGGCUGCAACUACAAGCUAGCUGUGGCCUUCUUCACAAUCUCCUCCUCUCUGGGAGGCACGUCGGCCUCAGGCUUCAACAUCAACCAUCUGGACAUCGCUCCUUCGUACGCUGGUAUUCUACUGGGAAUCACAAACACCUUUGCCACCAUUCCAGGCAUGGUGGGACCAGUCAUAGCAAAAGCUCUCACCCAAAAUAACACGAUGGAAGAAUGGCAGAUUGUCUUCUACAUUGCUGCUGCCAUCAACCUGUUUGGCUCAAUAUUCUACACCAUGUUUGGACGCGGGAAGGUUCAGCCCUGGGCCGUCCACACGCCCUUGUCUCACGGAGACUGAAGCAACAGAGAGAAGAAGAAACUCAUCCCGUUAAAAUCCAUCACAAAGCCGGUCACUGGGUCAAAGACAAUUUUAAACUGAACUGUUGCCAAAACCGUAAAGAGGUGUCAGAGGACACAAACGAACAUCACAAAAACUCAGACCUUUUUAGCAAAACUAUCGUCCGGUGGUUACGGUUCAGUACGGCUUGUUUUAACCAGCAGACGUUGAUCUAGAUAAUCACACAAGCUUUCUUAGAGCACACUGUUUAUGAGUUAAGCUAUUUACGUUUAGUUUCAUUGUUUUUAGUUUAGGUUUUUGUUAAAUUGUUGAACUCCAAAGUUUUUUGCCAUUUUUAUUACCAGCUAUGGUUUACAUGAGACAGGUGCUGUGAUGAUGAUUAUGACCAACUGCCAGACACCAGCAUUUCUUUUUAAAACAAGAAAGCAAGACAUUUUAAAUUUAAGUAUUGUGUCUGUGAAACGGACACUUGAAAGAAAAAAGCCUUAGUGUGAGGCCCUUAUGAUAUCCUGUGAUGUAAAGGGAAUCCAUCAGUGCACGAAAGUUUGAUGGCUCUUCAAAUGGAAAGAUCACCAGGAACCUCUUUAGUCAGGUGAACUAAUGCACCUGGGACAUACGGGUUACAGCUUUAAGGGAAAAUGAAGAGGAUACUGGUGAGGGCUACUUUAUUUGCACUUUGUUUUCAACCGCUUCAUGCCAAGUUAAAAAGAUAGUUGCCACAUUAUCCUGAUGAUCUCACUUUUAAAUUUAGUAGUACUUUGCUUUUUAUCAAUACAGCCAGCAUCUUUAGCCAAACUAAACCUCCAAAAGUUAAAUAAUUUGUUGAAACUACUUUGAAUAAGUAGAAUGGGCAGUUAAGCUGAAGUAAUGCAACCGUGCCUUAUUCAGAUAAUCCAGCUCUUUACUGACAUUUCUUUCCAGCUUGUAACUGUGUUUGUUUACACUGAUACUAAAGGGACUUGUUUGUUUUAUCACAGUUGUUACUGUGUUAUAUGUUUAUUAUGAGCAUUCCAAAUGACUGCUAUGUAAUGAAAACAUAUCAAAUACAGGCUUAAGCAAGUCUGA